AUGAGAACACAAGUGAAUGUUUGGUGUUGGUUCAUAUUAGCUCAGGUCUUUGCACAGUAUUAUCCGUUUUCUCCGGAUGUAUAUCUCGUUCCCCCAAAUUAUAUGUGUGGUUCUGAUCCGAUUCAUCCAGGUUUUUUCAUCCUCAGAACAUAUGUGCUCUGGAACAAAAAUAGAAUCUUGCUCGCAGCCAUGCUGUCCACUUUUUUCACUUUUCUCGGAGCAUCCUUCGGCAUUGUCUUCGCCACUGUCGUCCCCGCAGCAUAUCCGACUAGCGCGAUCCCAGGCAUCACAGGGUGUUAUGAGACCAGUUCCUGGUACUUUAUGCCAUUUCUUCUCUUUUCCGUGUUCCAAUUGGGACUGAUGAUACUCACGCUCAUACGCGCUAUACAGAGCUGGCAGAGAUCCCCAGGCCCUCUGUACGUUGUCCUGGUAAAGCAUAACAUAUUUUAUUAUGCAUGCGGUCUUCUGUUCUCGGUAACGAAUAUCUUUAUGUCGCUGCUCCUCCAGGCCUCUUACCGCACCAUGUUGUAUGAUUUUGAGUUCACAAUCAUUGCGAUCCUUACCACGCGCAUGCACCUCCAUCUCUGGCGGAUAAACCAACAUGAAAACGGCUUUGGCGCCUCCGUGGGUAUCCUGAUGUCUGACAUGUCAACUGUGGUUUCCAUGGCAUGACGUUUUAUCUUGUGGUUUAUUCGGUGUUGUUUGUGGAGCGAGGGUUGGACCGUACAAGAUGACUGGUGGGGGUGGGUUUGGUAGAGUUCGUUACGUGCCUAACUUAUAGAUGAGUCUAUCGCAGGGUGGAGCAUUUGAAUGACCUUGGUCUAUUUAACACAUGUAGUUUCCACUGCAAGCGGUGGCGCACUCAGGAUCCAGAACUCGAGUGUGCUGGAGCCAGAAUCAGUGAGCCGAUCAGUUCUUGAUAUUGUAACUUUUGGAUGAAGACCAAAGUCUUCUGGGCAUUAGAGUAUGGGAGCAUUUGCU
Molecule: messenger RNA, 981 nt
Organism: Suillus discolor
Lineage: Eukaryota; Fungi; Basidiomycota; Agaricomycetes; Boletales; Suillaceae
Exons: 9
Coding region: 1-672 (223 amino acids)
Source: RefSeq, a predicted model, not a curated record